Molecule: messenger RNA, 630 nt
Organism: Penicillium samsonianum
Lineage: Eukaryota; Fungi; Ascomycota; Eurotiomycetes; Eurotiales; Aspergillaceae
Product: glutathione S-transferase
Exons: 5
Coding region: 1-630 (209 amino acids)
Biological process (GO): glutathione metabolic process
Molecular function (GO): glutathione transferase activity
Source: RefSeq, a predicted model, not a curated record
AUGGAUUGGUCGUCUGCUAGAUUGGUUCUCCAUUACUUCGACAUCGGAAGUCUGGGCCGCGGAGAAGUUGUACGGCUAUUUCUGACAGAUGCUGGUAUCCCCUUCCAAGAUAUACGCUACCCCUAUGAUGAAAGCUGGGCUGCAACUGCUUCAAAACUUCGGGAAGACGGCAUUUCUCAGACAGGCAAGUUGCCAGUACUCGAAUAUAACGACAAAAAGUUGAGUCAGCAUAUACCGAUAUUGCGUUAUCUCUCGAGAGAAAUAGGUGACUAUGAUGGACAAACAAGUCUUGAAAAGUACCUAGUCGACGCUAUAUCGGAUAUAUACAUCGACUGGCGAACUCAAUGGGUUGCGAAUAUGAGAAAACCCACGGACGAGUACAUGAAUGAUUAUGUGCCCAAUUAUUACCAAGCACUAUCUCAAUACUAUUCUGACCGCGAGGGCCCGUUUCUUCUCGGCAACAGAAUAACCUACGCUGAUUUUGCAGUGUUCCAAUCUAUUGAUAACGAUGAGAAAAUUGGAACCCUUCCGGAGAAUCUACCACCAUCGAUAAAGAAAUUCAGACAGGCGUUUGAAAGCCGCCCUCGGGUGGAAAAGUAUCUGGCAAAUCGUCGCAAUGCCAAAGUCUGA